Molecule: messenger RNA, 3026 nt
Organism: Ylistrum balloti
Lineage: Eukaryota; Metazoa; Mollusca; Bivalvia; Pectinida; Pectinidae
Exons: 7
Coding region: 438-2138 (566 amino acids)
Cellular component (GO): cytoplasm; plasma membrane
Source: RefSeq, a predicted model, not a curated record
CAUACUGCAAAAGUGUUGUUUCUGAACAAUAUUGUUUUUGUCCUUUCCAUUCAGCUCGUAAAAUAAUUCAUAUUCGUGGUGGUAUGAAAGCUGCUCUGUGUUAAUUUGAAAACCUAUUGAGAGUGUUUCAGCACAUGUGUAUCCAAACUUGAGUUAAUUAGCUUCCGGGACCCGGAUGAGGGCUUGCUAUAUUCGGAGUUCUAAGCAUACGCGGUUUUUCAGUGUUACACAGAAUUAAGAUAACACUAGCGACCUUUCUAUGAAGUCAAAAAUUAUAGCAGUGGAGACAAAGCAUACACAGCUCAUAAUGGAUAUCAGUAUUAUUCUGAGGGACUAGGAGGAGAGAUUUUCUUUUUAAAUUUCAUGCUAGAUGUUACUAGUGAAAAAUCCUUCUAAACAUUAAGAGCGAUAUUUUCAUCUAAAAGAAAAACUACCAAAUGUCAUCAUUCGAAGAAAACCACCUCCCAAAUGUUGCAGUCAAUGACUUGGGAAAACCUUCUGCGGAUGGAUAUUUGGAGAAAAAACGGAAAGAAAAAAAGUUUCGGAGUGAGAAACUGCAGAAGAGAUGGUGUGUGAUUCAAGAUGAUAACUUUUAUUACUUCAUCAAACCCACUGACCCAAAGCAGAAAGGAGGAUUCAACCUGAAAGGUUACUCAUUCCAAAAGCUGGGUGAUUUAUCAUUUUCCAUUAAAUGUGAAGGAAAGAGGCAUUAUGAGUUUGUUGCACCGUCGAAAGAGGAAGCGGCAAAAUGGAGGAAGGCUAUUAUGAAAGGCAGUUCAGUAAAGAAAAAGUUAAGAAAAAGCGACAGUUUUCCUGGCGGUGAGUCCAUACCUCCUGCCUCUCCAACACGGGAUCGUUCGGUCAGCAUUCCUGCAGAUGCAAAAGACAGGGCUAGUCAAUCAAAGCUGAAGUAUCGAUCACAUACUCCUGAUCCGUUCGAGAGGAGUCCAAACAUCAGUUCACGAGACAGAUCAAACACGCUUGGGAGAGAUUUUGGAAAAGCUAAACAGAAAACAGAGCCUUCCGUUAAAAAGCCACCUAGUUAUAAAUCAAAACCACAGCUAAACGCUGUAAAGAAUCAGAGUAUAGAUGACCAUGGUUAUGCGACAGUUAUUCCCAGAUUGGACAAGAAUGAACAUGGAUCUAGCAGCAGUGAUAACAGUGAUUCUGAUUAUGAUAUCGUUGACCCUGUUCGUCAGAUACCGACGCCACGACCUACACCUGUUCAAAAAGCAGCUUCGGGAUCGGAAAUAGUGGAGGAAAGAAACUUGUCUCAGAAAAGGCACCAGAUGCCAAUACCGACUUUACCUUCACAAAACCCUGUUUCUAGUGAUGAUGAGGAAGAUUAUGACGUUCCUGACGAACCGUUUUCCCGUCCUGAGUCAGAUUAUGAUAUUGCUGGUAAUUUCCUUCGCAAAGUGGAGAAAAGUUGUGCUACAACAAACGUUGAGGAAGAUGAUAACUAUAUUGAUGCAGCCAAAUUAGACUCGAUGCCAAAUACGAACAGAAGAAAAACACCAAUUAUUCCUGCUCCAAUGAAAUGUCAGCUUGAUACUGAACAGGAUGAAGAAGACCUUUACUUUGAACCUAUAUCCGGUCCACUUUACAAUGAUAAAAAAUCAUGUACGCAAACACAAAAUAUAUUGGAUUGUGAGAAUGAAGAUCCUUACUUUAUACCGGUAGAGGAGUCGGCACCUUCGGAGGAAGAAGAUCCAUACUUUGAACCUAUCUCCGACUAUGAUAAGCCAGACGCCACAGUGUUGAGGUCAAAUCAAACCCCGCAGUCACAAAUGUUUACAACAGAUCCCGGACAAGAGCAGUAUAUAAGACAAAAUCGCAAACCUACGCUGACUCGAAACUCCAGUCGAAGCAGUGAUGGUUAUUCCAAACCCGAGGAGGUAAUACUGUAUAAGCGCAAACAGCCAACAGAGGCCACCAAAAAGAGCAAUAACUAUACUGACGACUCGAAUAUAUAUGUGAAUCUUCCAUUUUUUAAAAACCAGCAGAUAAAAGAGGAGGCCCAACUCGAUAAUACACAGUCUAAAAACACCAUGAAAUUACAAAAUGUGAAACUGAAAGACAGUGUAGAGGACAACAGUUAUUCUGACUCUGAUGACUACGAUUACACCAUGUAUUGAGUAUCACGAUCUACGUUUGUGCGUAAGCAUCUCAAAUGUCUUAACAAUAAGAAAGUAUAUUCAUUUCAUUGUGAUGUGAUUUUAGUUAAGGUGAAGACAAUUUGUGAGAAGUUAUGAUAGUGACAUCCCGAUUAAGUUAAAGGAAUAUGAUACGUUUUACAACUACGAUGACUCCGAAAAAAAAGAUUUUAUGCAUGCUGACCAUGAACCAUAUAUCAGAUUUUCAAUUCCACCGCAAUGUAUGGUACAAUUUACUUCUACAAAUGCAUAGAUUAAUGUAGGUUAUCAUUUCUUCGGUUACUACUUGAUAAGGAAACCUCGGUAUUGCGACUACUGUGCAAACCAACUUUCUACUAAUUUUCACAAUUUUAAACUAAAACAAGUUGGCGAUGAUUGAUCCUCGCUGUAGAGACUAUAUUUAGCUAUACUCUAAUUAUCUGUAAUCGCCUUUUCAAUACGCAGCGAUCGCAAUUCACAUGUAUGCUUCUAUAACGAAAUUCGCGAAAAAUUGUAAACAGUAUUAAAAUAUUUUGUGCAGAAGUUUAUACACAUAUUCAAACUGUACGUCAAUUCAAGAUAUGAUGCACGAUGAUUUAAAACGUGUGUAAUAACAUAUUAAAGUUGCCCAUUGUAUAACCUGUUUUAUUUGUCUUAUGAAAGGGGAAUAAACAUCACCAUGGCAAUGUCAUUGAACUUCCCUUUCUUUCCGUCAUAAUUCAAUAUCUUACCUAUUUUACCAACUCAACACCCCCCCCCUCUCUCUCUCUCUCUCUCUCUCUCUCUCUCUCUCUCUCUCUCUCUCUCUCUCUCUCUCUCUCUAUUUGUUCCGCGAAUUGCGUCAUCUUUUUAAAUCAGCGUAUUUCCUCUUUUUUUGAUAAAAGCCAGAAA